Molecule: messenger RNA, 1047 nt
Organism: Theobroma umbraticum
Lineage: Eukaryota; Viridiplantae; Streptophyta; Magnoliopsida; Malvales; Malvaceae
Gene: CDF1
Product: cell growth defect factor-like protein (DUF3353)
Cellular component (GO): chloroplast membrane
Source: RefSeq, a predicted model, not a curated record
AACUGCUCCUCCUCUUAAUUCCAGCAAACCCAGGCAACAACAUUUCCUUUGCUGGAGAACUUCUCACUUUCACUUCCUCCAAAGUUUGUUAAAUAAUUACAGAAAAUUUUAAUGUGGUCAUCGUCGUCGAUCUCCAACCCUAAUCUUUCCACUCUUUUCCUCGGCCACAAACUUCGUCAAAAUCAGAAUACCAAGAAUGGGAUAACGUAUUUCUCAACUUUUAGAAGACGUAAAAUCCCUAGAUGUGCCGUGGAUAUGCCUUAUGGAGGUAAUGCCCCAACUUUUCCUCGAAUCAGAGUUUGGGAUCCCUAUAAACGGCUUGGUAUUAGUCCUUAUGCUUCAGAGGAAGAAAUUUGGUCAGCACGCAAUUUUCUCUUGGAACAAUAUGCAGGACAUGAGAGAAGUGAAGAAUCAAUUGAAGCUGCAUUUGAGAAACUACUUAUGGCCAGCUUCCAGCAUAGAAAGAAAACAAAGAUAAACUUGAAAAGUCGGCUAAAGAAGAAAGUAGAGGAGUCUCCACCUUGGAUUAAGAACUUGCUCAAUUUUGUGGAACUUCCUCCUGUGGAAGUUAUUUUUAGAAGAUUAUUCCUAUUUGCCUUCAUGGGUGGCUGGAGUAUAAUGAAUUCUGCUGAAGGUGGACCUGCCUUUCAGGUAGCAGUAUCUUUGGCAGCCUGCAUAUAUUUCCUUAAUGAAAAAACAAAGAGCUUGGCUCGGGCAUUCAUUAUUGGACUGGGUGCUCUUGCGACUGGGUGGAUAUGUGGUUCCAUCUUUGUUCCAAUGAUUCCAACAGUUCUAAUUCACCCAACAUGGACGCUGGAAUUGUUAACAUCAUUAGUAGCGUAUGUUUUCUUGUUUCUCGCAUGUACUUUCCUCAAAUGAAGUCCAACCAUAUGUCCUACUGAAGUUUUAAAAGUAGAUUGAACUUCGUUUUGCCUUAAAUCUCUAAACAGGAAUUAUGGGUUCACCCAUUUAUUUCUGACAUAAAUCUGAAAUUCUGCUUCAUUCCAAUUCAAUUAUUUACUGUGAACUAAGUAGCUUUUGGAUGGA